This is a messenger RNA of Gaeumannomyces tritici R3-111a-1, 736 nucleotides long. RefSeq names its product cytochrome c. Gene Ontology annotation, biological process: mitochondrial electron transport, cytochrome c to oxygen; mitochondrial electron transport, ubiquinol to cytochrome c. The record is from RefSeq and is a predicted model, not a curated record. Gene Ontology annotation, cellular component: mitochondrial intermembrane space. Bases 172 to 498 code for a protein of 108 amino acids. Lineage: Eukaryota; Fungi; Ascomycota; Sordariomycetes; Magnaporthales; Magnaporthaceae. Gene Ontology annotation, molecular function: electron transfer activity; heme binding. The transcript is spliced from 3 exons.
CGGCCCUGUUUUCAUAAACUUGCUUUCUUCUUCCUCCUCCCUUUCUCCUACCUAUUCACUGCUCUUGCUCACCCCAACCCACGAUCUCGAUCUUGGUAGCCACACUGCUCCGACUUGGGGCUCACCACAUCCAUAUUUAACCCACCGCCACAACCCAAAACUACCGUCAGGAUGGGAUUCUCUGAGGGCAACUCCAAGAACGGCGCCAAGCUGUUCAAGACUCGCUGCGAGCAGUGCCACACCGUCGACGCGUCGGGCGGCAACAAGAUCGGCCCCGCGCUGCACGGCCUGUUCGGCCGCAAGACGGGCUCGGUCGACGGCUACGCCUACACCGACGCCAACAAGCAGAAGGGCAUCACGUGGAACGAGGACACCCUGUUCGACUACCUCGAGAACCCCAAGAAGUACAUCCCUGGCACCAAGAUGGCCUUUGGCGGCCUGAAGAAGGAGAAGGACCGAAAUGACCUGAUCACUUUCCUCAAGGAGAGCACCCAAUAAGAUACCCGGCGUUCGCGACCCGGCCGCGGGCUUGUAUUUUUAGAGCGUUUUAGAAGGAGAAAAAGGAGGCUUCAUUUUUGUCAUGACUUAAAACGCAUUAGAGACUCUUUUUUUCCUUCAAAGAGAAGGAGGCUGGCUAGCGGGCGGGCGCAACCUUUCUGUAUCACUAUAGACUAGACGUAGUUUCACGGCAUCGCUUCGUCAACGUCACGAAAGAAAUAAUUCCCCUCUAACCCGG